AUGCUGGCUGUUGAAACCUGUCACAGAGAGAACCUUGCAACUGUUUGUGAAGACAAUUUUGGAAUGGUCAAUUAUGGGGAGAAGACUUGGUUGUUGCAGUCAAGAAGCAGUGAUGGAUUCAGAGAAUCAAUUCUCCCUCCUCCAGACCCAGGGCCAAACUAUGCUAAAUUCUUGGAUGAUUACAUUGCUAAGUCAUUGUUUCUGGUUUCCAAUUAUCUGUUAUGUACUCAAAAGCUUGAUGAGAUGGCUCUUAAGAAAUCACGGCUAUUAGUCCAUAUGAUGUCGUAUAUGCCAAGAUCCAUGGUACAGCUAAUGGCGUUGCAAUGA
Messenger RNA from Vicia faba (fava bean), 327 nucleotides. NCBI's taxonomy places the organism in Eukaryota, Viridiplantae, Streptophyta, Magnoliopsida, Fabales, Fabaceae. The record is from the annotation of a GenBank genome assembly.